CGGACUCUCCCCACUAUAAUUGGCUCCGCUGGCUGCUGCUGCCACUCAUCAACAACCUCCCCGCUUUCUCCUUCCCGUCUCUCUCCUCUCCUCUGGUCCCGAUUCCCUUCUCCGAGCUUCCUCCCUAUAAAUAAGGCGGCCCGCGGCGGCCAUCAAUUCCCGUCACCGCCCACCGAGGCCGCGAAUUAUUCCUCCGCCCCGCCCGCCGCGAAAACCCUAGCCGCCGCCGAUCCCAUGGCCACCGCCUCCAGCCAGGCGAGCCUCCUCCUCCAGAAGCAGCUCCGAGAUCUCGCGAAGCACCCCGUCGAUGGGUUUUCAGCCGGGCUCGUCGACGACAGCAACGUCUUCGAGUGGCAGGUCACCAUCAUCGGCCCGCCCGAGACCCUAUAUGAUGGAGGCUAUUUCAAUGCAAUAAUGAGCUUCCCACAAAAUUAUCCGAACAGCCCUCCAACAGUCAGAUUCACUUCUGAAAUGUGGCAUCCUAAUGUUUAUCCGGAUGGGCGGGUAUGCAUUUCUAUUCUUCAUCCACCUGGUGAUGAUCCCAACGGAUACGAGCUCGCGAGUGAGCGUUGGACACCAGUCCAUACGGUUGAGAGUAUAGUAUUAAGCAUCAUUUCGAUGCUUUCUAGUCCAAAUGAUGAAUCACCGGCAAAUAUUGAAGCAGCUAAGGACUGGAGAGAGAAGCAGGAUGAGUUCAAGAAGAAGGUCAGGCGCGCCGUACGGAAAUCCCAGGAAAUGCUCUGAAUAAAAUGGGAGUACUGGGGAAGUUAGCCAUGCCAUUUCAGGUGUGGAGGGUUUUGCUGUCGAUCUCCAAAUGUCCAUCCGACACUAGCAAUUUCACUUCUCCCCUGUAUAUUUUCCAUUAGCCUGUCUCCUGUGGAGGUCUUGGUUUUGACUCUGAAAACGCAACGCAUAUUCUAAGGGUCUGGUUGUUGUAAUUGUGUGGCUUCGGCUAUCAAUAUUGAGAAACUUGGGAGAGCUGCUACUUACCAUAA
Molecule: messenger RNA, 995 nt
Organism: Aegilops tauschii subsp. strangulata
Lineage: Eukaryota; Viridiplantae; Streptophyta; Magnoliopsida; Poales; Poaceae
Product: ubiquitin-conjugating enzyme E2 7
Source: RefSeq, a predicted model, not a curated record